This is a messenger RNA of Paramisgurnus dabryanus, 3217 nucleotides long. The record is from RefSeq and is a predicted model, not a curated record. NCBI's taxonomy places the organism in Eukaryota, Metazoa, Chordata, Actinopteri, Cypriniformes, Cobitidae.
AGCUGCGUAACCGAUGACGUAGUUCCGCAAGCUUCGCUUCACACGUGUUUAUAUGCUCGUGUGGUAAUGUUUUUUAUGUUUAUAACACUGUAAGAUUACAUUUCGCCACAAAAUGUUUUCGGAUGAUCUGAUCAGAACUAUUGAUGAUAAUGAUGACGUGCCAGAGGAGUCAGACUCAGCGUCUGAUAAUGAAGCUGAUGAGCCGAUCGUGUUGAGUAAAGAAAAGCGAGCACUGAAGGGCCGAGCGACAGGAGAAUUUUCUGUUGACUUUGAGUUUGGAGAGAGAGAUGGACUUUACAGUGAUGACUGGGCUAUGGCCGAUGUUAUGGCCCAGCUCAAGAAGAGGAAAGCUCCCACUACACUGGAUGAAAAGAUUGAGAAAGUGCGGAAAAAACGCAAAAUUGAGGAGAAAAAUCAGAAAGACAACAAGAAAACAGAAGCUGUAGCUUCUAAAGAAGGAGAUGAUGAAGAGGGAGAGGACGACGAUGAAGAAGAAGAAAAUAAUGACAUUGAUGAAGAUGAGGAUGAUGUUGAGGAGGAAGAAGAUGAGUUCUCAUCAGGUGAUGAAGAGGUCCUUAAAAAAGCAGACACUUUGAGAGAAAAACAGAAGAAAGGCAAAAGGAAAGAUGCAGAAACAGCUGAAGCGUUCUUUGAAGAUGCAUCUCAUUAUGAUGAGAAUCUCACUUUUCAGGACAUGAAUCUCUCCAGACCUUUACUGAAGGCUAUCACAACGAUGGGAUUUAAACAGCCCACACCUAUCCAGAAGGCCUGUGUUCCUGUUGGAUUGAUGGGAAAAGACAUCUGUGCGUGUGCGGCCACCGGCACAGGUAAAACGGCAGCGUUUAUGUUGCCAGUACUGGAGCGUCUGAUCUACAAGCCGAGAGAGACUCAGGUGACCCGUGUGCUGGUUUUAGUGCCAACCAGAGAGCUGGGCAUCCAGGUGCACACAGUGGCCCGUCAGCUGGCACAGUUCACCAACAUCAGCACAUGUCUGGCUGUCGGUGGGUUGGACUUGAAGUCUCAGGAGGCGGCGCUGAGGGCGGGGCCUGACGUUCUGAUCGCUACGCCCGGACGAUUGAUCGACCAUCUGCACAACACGCCGUCCUUUGAGCUGAGCCAGAUCGAAAUCCUCAUCCUGGACGAGGCUGAUAGGUGCGAGAGGCUUUGCCGUGAAACUGUGACAUCACUUCCUGAAGACUUGACCACUGAAACUCUCCGUUUUUCUUUUUCUUUCAGGAUGCUGGACGAGUACUUUGAAGAGCAGAUGAAGGAGAUCAUCAGGAUGUGUUCAUACCAGAGGCAAACUAUGCUUUUUUCAGCCACCAUGAGUGAAGAGGUGAAAGAUUUGGCCUCGGUGUCAUUAAAACAGCCCGUGAGGAUCUUCGUAAACAGUAACACAGAUGUGGCGCCGUACCUCAGACAGGAGUUUGUCAGGAUCAGACCGGCGAGAGAAGGAGAUAGAGAGGCCAUUGUAGCAGCUCUCCUAACCAGAACAUUUCAGGACCAUGUGAUGGUCUUCACACAGACUAAGAAACAAGCUCAUCGUAUGCACAUUCUGUUGGGUCUGAUGGGGUUAAAGGUCGGAGAGCUUCAUGGAGACCUGUCACAGACACAGAGAUUGGAGAGUCUGAGGCGGUUUAAAGAUGAACAGAUUGAUAUUUUGGUUGCCACAGACGUUGCCGCUCGAGGUCUGGAUAUAGAUGGUGUAAAAACUGUAAUAAAUUUCACAAUGCCCAACACAGUGAAACAUUACGUGCACAGGGUGGGCCGAACGGCUCGCGCGGGCAAUGUGGGCCGGUCAGUGUCACUGGUAGGUGAGACGGAGCGAAAGAUGCUUAAAGAGAUUGUAAAGAAAGCCAAAACUCCUGUGAAAGCUCGAGUGCUUCCUCAAGAGGUGAUUUUGAAGUUUCGUGAUCUGAUUGAGAAGCUGGAGAAGGACGUGUACGCAGUGUUGCGGUUAGAGAAGGAGGAGAAAGAAAUGACGCGAUCAGAAGCACAGAUUAGCUCCGCUCAGAGGAAAUUAACCCAGACGCCAGAUGAAAAACAAGCUCCCAGGACGUGGUUUCAAACGCAUGAGGAGAGAAAGAAAGAUCGAAUGUCGAAAGCUCUGCAGGACUUUGAUCUGGCAUUGAGAGGAAAGAAGAAACGAGCUCAGUUCCUUAAAGAGAACAAGAAGAAAGUGCUGACGGGAGAAGAACGAGCUCAGUUUGAGAUCUUGAAAUCUCAGAUGUACGCCGAACGUGCAGCUAAACGUGACCGCAAACCGAAGCGAGCGAGAGCCGUUCCUGAAGCUGAACCGGUUAAGAAAGAUGUGAAACAAAACAACAGCAAAUCUGGGAAGAAGUCUGUGUUUGACAAAGAGCUCACAAACACGAGCAAGAAGGCACUGAAGCAGUACAGAGCCGGACCUUCAUUUGAGGACAGAAAGAGACUCAGAAUUUCAAACAAGAAGGGAGGACGCUUCAAAUCCAAAUCCAAGUUCAGAAGAAAGUGAAGCGUCGACCGAUGUCAUCUGCCCCCUGAUUACAGCUUUUAUAAACCAUUCAAAUAAAAUCCUACGAAACCCAGCUACCGUCUUUACAGUAGUUUUUUGAAGUUGAUUUAUCAGAAAUGUUAUGUGUUCAUUGAAAUUAAUUUAUCAAUACAGAACAUACUGAAGUGAAAAGUCUCGUUUUACAAAAAAACUAAAUGUAACAUCAGAAAACUAAAGCAACCUCUUCACAACACGAAACAGGAAUUGCAAUGUUUUGUUUCAGGAAAAAUAACUCUGCCUGUUAUCUGUCCUUGAACUUCAGAGAGACUCAAAAUAAUGAGGAUUAAACACAUGCUGUGAAAGUCACACAGGGACAUUAGACAAAAGCUAUCCAUUUUGUAUGUAAAAUAUCAAUGUAAAUGUACAUUUGCAGUGAAAUAAAUAUAUACAUUCAUACAGACUGUCUAAAUGUCAGGUGGAAUUUAAACAUUAUGAUACACUUUUGGGAUUUAAAAGUCAUGGCAUGAAAUUUUUUUUAUGUUUAAAUGUAUUGCAAUUUAAAACAAAUGAUGCAUGCUUUAUUUUACUGUUUAUAUUUUGUAUUAUUCAUAUAAGAGCUGUUGCAUGAAUUCAUGUGUGUAGUGUAAGUUUAUGUUAACUAAUGCAAUCAACUAUAUGUCUAAAGGGUUAGCUCACGCAAAAAGUGGAUGGUGCCCAUUAAAUUCCAUAAUAUUUGUUUUCCUA